AUGGCCAGAUCGGAGCCAGAGAUAAGCGGUGGGGACGGCCUUAAUCACCUUUUCCGUUGUGCAGUGGAAUGUACAGUAUGCGCUUUUCGCCUCCGCAGAGACAUGGACUGGGGGUGCCGCCGGUCCACCAUUGCACUCUUUUAUGGGGGCUCCUACUUUUAUGGUUAGACGCACGUCAAUCCAGCGCACUUCCUGAACCGUUUCUAAAAUUCGUAUCGUUUUCAUUGAUUUAAAAAAAGACGAAAUGUCGCGAAAUUAUCGACACUUUUUCUCGUCCGAAAUAAUUGCUUUUUCUCGAAAAGGAAGAAGAAAGAUAAGAAAAUGCUUUUUAUCGGAUAGUGACAUUUCGUUUUGAACGAAUCACCAAAAAGGGGCGGGAAAUUUUUUCUUCUAUUUUGGAUUGACGUCCGUCUUUCCUUUCCAUUUUGAUUCUGCAGCGGCGGAAAAAGGGAAAUUUUUGUUUCGAGAGAGAAAUCCUCAAAAAAAGUCGUCCACAUGUUUUAGACUUACCUUAAUGUAUUUUUAGGUAUUCGUCUGGCCUAUUUUUCCCACUUCGUCCCUGGAAAUAAUAUUUCGGAGCCCCGAUUAAUUGAACAGUUCUCCAACAGACAGCUUUUUUUCAUCAACGUUGCCCAGACGAUUGCGGCGAUGACGGGGCGUUUUUGGAACGACUAUGUAACGAGUCGCUAUGUGCCAGCUCGAGUUCGUGUUUGGGGAGCUCUUGCCAAUUUUAAAGGAUUUGCCGAGGCUUUUCGUUGCCCUGCUGGUUCGAAAUAUCACCUUCCAGUGGACCAGGGAUGCAAUAUCUUUGACUCUGACAUCCGUAGCACAACCACGACGACGACGACAACUACGACCACAACUACAACGAGGACUACAUCAACGGCUACAACGACUACAGAAGUUACAACGACGGCUACAACGACUACAGAAACUACAACGUUGGCUACAACGACGACUACACCAACUACCACUGCAACGACCACAGAAACUACAACAACCGCUGCGACGACUACAGAACCUACAACGUUGGCUACAACGACUACAGAAACUACAACGAUGGCUGCAACGACUACAGAAACUACAACGAUGGCUGCAACGACCACAGAAACUACAACAACCGCUGCAACGACUACGGAACCUACAACGACCGCUGCAACGACUACAGAAACUACAACGAUGGCUGCAAAGACUACAGAAACUUCAACGACGGCUGCAACGUCGACUACACCAACUACCACUGCAACGACCACAGAAACUACUGCAGAAGCUCCUACAACAAUGACUACAGCAGAAGCUACAACUAG
Bursaphelenchus xylophilus (pine wood nematode) is the source of this 1307-nucleotide messenger RNA. The record is from the annotation of a GenBank genome assembly. NCBI's taxonomy places the organism in Eukaryota, Metazoa, Nematoda, Chromadorea, Rhabditida, Aphelenchoididae.